Molecule: messenger RNA, 2277 nt
Organism: Lepus europaeus (European hare)
Lineage: Eukaryota; Metazoa; Chordata; Mammalia; Lagomorpha; Leporidae
Product: disintegrin and metalloproteinase domain-containing protein 21-like
Exons: 3
Coding region: 1-2277 (758 amino acids)
Biological process (GO): proteolysis; male gonad development
Cellular component (GO): external side of plasma membrane; plasma membrane; sperm head plasma membrane
Molecular function (GO): metalloendopeptidase activity
Source: RefSeq, a predicted model, not a curated record
AUGGCUGUGGCAGAAGUCCUGGUGCAUGUGAGAAUCACUCUCCUGAUACUCUGGCUGGGGGUGUUUCCCUUCGUUUCUGGAUGGCCCCAGAUUGGGCGCUCUCAAUAUCACAGCCACCCAGAAGUGCUAAUACCCUUGAGGGUAACCGGCACUGGGAAAGGUAUGAAGACUCCAGGCUGGCUCUCCUAUAGCCUGCACUUUGGGGGGCAGAGACACAUUAUCCACAUGAAGGUGAAAAGGUUUUUAGUGUCCAGACACUUCCCUGUGUUCACCUACACGGACCAGGGAGCUCUCCAGGAGGAUCAGCCUUAUGUCCAGAGUGACUGCUACUAUCAUGGCUAUGUGGAAGGAGAGCCAGAGUCCACUGUUGCUCUUAGCUCCUGUUUCGGGGGCUUUCAAGGAAUGCUACAGAUAAGUGACACUGUAUAUGAAAUCAAGCCCAAAAGAUUUUCUGCCACACAUGAGCAUCUGAUUUAUAGACUACAUCACAAUGAGACAGAAUUGCCAUCCAUGAAAUGUGGGUUAACAGAAGAACAGAUAGCACAGCAACUGGUGUUUCACAAGACUAAUAAUGUCCCUCUCAAGCAAAGCAAUUAUGAGGGCUGGUGGACCCACAGAUGGUUUAUAGAAUUUGCAGUGGUUGUAGACCAUCAACGAUUCCUUCACCGUGACAAUAAUGCCUCUUGGGUACUACUGGAAGUAUUACUAGUUCUAAAUGAAAUAAAUGCCUUUUAUAGUGCCAUGGACGUUGAUUUGGGUUUAUCUGGACUUGAGAUUUGGAAUCAAGGCAACCUCCUGCAAGAAAAUGACAUGGAAAAAUUUUUGAUAUCAUUUUGUCAGUGGAAGAGAAUGGCCAUUAAUAACCGAAUACAACAUGAUAUUUUACAUCUAUUUAUAAAGCAAAAUUUUGGUAUAUAUCUUGGCCUAGCAUAUAUUGGAACAAUAUGCCAUCAAAAUUACAACUGUGGAGUUGACAAGUUUGAGGUAGAUGAAUUGUUUCCAUUUGCACAUGUUGUGGCACAUGAGAUUGGUCAUAAUUUGGGGAUGGUGCAUGAUGACCAUGCAUGUACAUGUGGGAAGAGCACAUGUAUAAUGUUUCCAGCAGAAAAUGACUCGAGAACAUUUAGCAACUGCAGUUAUGCUUCCUUUUAUGAAAUAUCAUCUAGAACAUCCUGUAUGCGCAAUCUACCCUACCUCUUGAAAAAAGAAAGGCAAUGUGGCAAUGGUGUGGUUGAAGAAGGUGAGGCAUGUGACUGUGGAUCCUUACAAAUGUGUACUAAAGAUCCCUGUUGUUUGACAAACUGCACCCUGAGACCUGGAGCUGUUUGUGGUUUUGGGCUUUGUUGCAAGGACUGCCAGUUCAGAGCAUCAGGUGAAUUGUGUAGAGAAAAGGAGAAUGAAUGUGAUCUUCCAGAGUGGUGCAAUGGAAUUUGGCAUGAGUGUCCAGAAGAUGUAUAUAAGCAGAAUGGAUACAAAUGCUUGGACAUUGGCUUUUGCUACAAAAAGACAUGUAAUGUUCGUGAUGAACAGUGUAGACAAAUUUUUGGCAAGAAAGCUAAGAAUGCUAAUCAGAAGUGCUACAGAGAAGUGAAUAUCCGAGGUGACCGUUUUGGUAACUGUGGUAAUGAUAGCAGAUCAUAUAUAGGAUGUAAUAUCGCGGAUAUUCUGUGUGGAAGAAUUCAGUGUGAGAAUGUAACAAUAAUCCCCUAUUUGAAUGAACAUACUACUGUGCAUUCGAGUCACAUCAGUGGCCAUGAGUGCUGGGGCACCGACUACCAUUUUGGGAUGCCCAUACCUGACAUUGGUGAUGUGAAAGAUGGUACAGAAUGUGGUGAAAAACCGUCUGCUCUCGGAAAAUGCACACGCCAAGCUCUUAUAAACCCACCCCGGCACAAGCUUGGCCGCCUCAUUCCAAAUUGGGAAUAUACUCUGCAGGCCUUAUCGGGCGAAGUAGUAGCUUCCACCAAGACGCCCAGAGAAAGCUCUGCCCAGAAGCGCAAUGUCACUCUCUCGCGUCCUCCAAGGACAGCAAGGCUUGUCCCUCGCGCCAGGCCCCGCUUCCCAGGCCCGACACCGCCUACUCCGAGGAUUGGCUCCCGGCCGGGCGGAAGCGAGCGCGGGGGCGGGCAGGGGGCGGUGCCGCCUCGAGGCCCCGCCCAGGCGCGGCUCCGGCGCGGGGCGCCCACGUGCCCAGCCCGCCUUGUGCAGCGCGGCCGCGGGCGCUCCUCUCUUCGCGGACCAGCGACGCGGCGGCCGUCCUCCUCCCGCUUCCCCUAG